Hydatigera taeniaeformis is the source of this 267-nucleotide messenger RNA. NCBI's taxonomy places the organism in Eukaryota, Metazoa, Platyhelminthes, Cestoda, Cyclophyllidea, Taeniidae. The record is from the annotation of a GenBank genome assembly.
AUGUUGGUUACCAAAUUACUAUUGGAGGACAGCGCUGAAAAUGCUGCUAUAGGUGGAACUGCAGGAGCUUUGGAAAUUCUAAUCACUUUUCCAACGGAGUAUGUCAAGACGCAGCUUCAAUUGGAUGAGAGAACGGGUGUAGCCAAACGUUUCCGUGGUCCCAUCGAUUGCGUCCAUCAAACUAUUCGAGCUCAUGGAUGUCUUGGUCUUUAUCGCGGACUUUCUGUACUCCUCUACGCAGCCAUCCCGAAAUCCGCUGUUCGGUAA